This is a messenger RNA of Harpia harpyja (harpy eagle), 2728 nucleotides long. It is a transcript of the gene MTO1, whose product is annotated as mitochondrial tRNA translation optimization 1. Lineage: Eukaryota; Metazoa; Chordata; Aves; Accipitriformes; Accipitridae. Gene Ontology annotation, molecular function: flavin adenine dinucleotide binding. Gene Ontology annotation, biological process: tRNA wobble uridine modification; tRNA methylation. The record is from RefSeq and is a predicted model, not a curated record. Gene Ontology annotation, cellular component: cytosol.
GGCUGCUACCGCCGUCGCCAUGUUGUUGCGCAGCGGCUGGCGCCGCCUGGCGCUAUCCCCGGCGCUGAGGCCCGGGCACCGCCGGGCGGGCAGCGAAGUCGGGGCGGCGGCGGCAACGGCAACAUCACCGCGCUACGAAGUGGUGGUGAUCGGCGGGGGCCAUGCGGGGACGGAGGCGGCGGCGGCGGCCGCUCGCGGCGGGGCCCGCACGCUGCUGCUCACUCACAGGAUCGGCACCAUCGGGGAGAUGUCCUGCAACCCCUCCUUCGGCGGCAUCGGGAAGGGACACCUCAUGAGGGAGGUGGACGCCCUGGACGGGCUCUGCGGCCGCCUCUGCGACCGCUCCGGGGUCCACUACAAAGUGCUGAACCGCGGCAAGGGCCCGGCGGUGUGGGGGCUCCGCGCCCAGAUCGACCGGGGCCGCUACAAGGAGACGAUGCAGAAAGAAAUCCUUAACACGCCACUGUUGACAGUUCGUGAGGCAUCUGUGGAGGAUCUUCUCUUGACAGAGCCGGAACCAGGCCAUCCUGGGAAAUGCCAAGUCACAGGAGUCAUCCUGGGGGAUGGGAGCACAGUACAUGCUGGGAGUGUUAUCCUGACCACCGGUACGUUUCUGAGGGGUAUGGUCCUCAUCGGACUGGAGAUGCACCCGGCUGGGCGGCUAGGGGACCAGCCAGCCAUCGGGCUGGCUCAGACUCUGGAGAAACUGGGAUUCGCUGUGGGCAGGCUGAAGACUGGGACGCCACCCCGACUUGCCAAAGACACGAUUGACUUCAGCGGUCUGGAGGAACGUACAGCUGACAACCCUCCAGUGCCGUUCAGCUUCCUCAGCGAGGCUGUGUGGAUCAAGCCGGAAGAUCAGCUGUCAUGUUACCUGACUCACACUACCCUGAAAGCCCAGCAAAUUAUCCAUGAUAACCUCCACCUGAACAACCAUAUAAGGGAGACAACAAGGGGCCCACGGUACUGUCCCUCCCUCGAAUCAAAGGUUCUGCGCUUCCCAAACCGGGAACAUCAGGUGUGGCUGGAGCCCGAAGGCUUGGAGUCCAGUGUCAUUUACCCCCAAGGCAUGUCGAUGACGCUGCCACCUGAGCUCCAGGAGCAGGUGAUCAAAUCUGUCCCAGGCUUGGAAAAAGCCAAGAUGUUACAGCCAGGCUAUGGGGUGCAAUAUGAUUUUUUAGAUCCCCGUCAACUGACUGCUUCUCUCGAGUCUCGUCUUGUUCAGCGCCUCUUCUUUGCAGGCCAGAUAAAUGGCACUACAGGCUAUGAAGAAGCUGCAGCUCAGGGUGUGAUUGCUGGGAUCAAUGCUUGCCUACGGGUUCAUGGCAAGCCCCCUUUCAUCGUCAGUCGCACCGAAGGCUACAUCGGUGUCCUGAUCGAUGACCUUACCACUCUGGGCACCAGCGAGCCAUACCGGAUGUUCACCAGCCGCGUGGAGUUCCGCAUGUCCCUCCGGCCUGACAAUGCCGAUGCCAGGCUCACCCACAGAGGUUUUGAAGAAGCUGGGUGUGUGUCACAGCACCGAUACGAACAAGCAGUUAAGAUGAGAGCUGCUUUAGAGGAUGGAAUUGCAACGCUAAAAUCCCUUCAGUUCAGCAUAUCCAAAUGGUCCCAGUUAAUACCAGAAAUUCCCUUCAGUAGCAGUCGAAGGUCGCCUGUCAGUGCCUUUGACAUCCUUCAACAUCCAGAGGCCAACAUGGAGGUUCUGGCAAGGGCUGUCCCAGAGCCCCUGGGAAGGCUUGCUCAAUGGAGAGAACUGGCAGAGAGAUUGAAAAUAGAAGCUGCUUACGAGUGGUGUGUAGUCAAUCAACAGCAGGAAAUAGAAGAAGUGCGUCGUGAUGAAGCCCUCCGACUGCCAGAGGACCUGGAUUACUUUGCCAUUGAUGCAUCACUCUCCACAGAGGUGCGGGAGAAACUGGACUCUAACCGUCCACAGACGAUUGGUGCAGUCAGCCGCAUCCCUGGAAUUACACCAGCUGCUAUCGUUAACCUGCUGAGAUUUGUGAAAACCAAUCAUCAGAAGACAGAGAAGCUAAAAGCUUUACCUCCGACUGGCAAGUUACCGGGGAAGAGGUACUCGGAGAAAGCAACUUCCCAAAGACAGAUUUCAGCCAGAGUACCUUUGUUAAAACACCUUUGUAGAGAAGUGUACCCCUCCUGCCAGAGUACGUGCAAGAUCACCUGUGCUCGCGAGCCUCUUCGGAUAAAGCCCGUGCUGGCUGGAUCCAAAGCAGUUCUAGUUGUGUCCUAUGGCAGUGUCACUGAGUAGAACAAAGAUGACGAAUGCGCAAGCCUUAAGUAAAUGCUCAGGAACCAAAGUACAGCCUGUGAUUUCGCCAAUCCAAAUGAAAAGAUGGGAAUUGCUUUUAAAAUUCCACGCAUUUGGAAGAUGUCAGUCAAAAUCUGGUCUAAAGCAUCUUGGAAAGGACAGUGUUUUGUGCUUCUGAAAUGCCUAAGAAAUGUUACUGUGCUGAACCCACGGCAGCACAAGAGGAUUUUAGCUGGGAAGCGUGUUCCAUUGACUUCAGUACUUGUGUUCAUAGCUGUGCAGUGACUACGCACAAUCUGAUGUUUUAGUGUGACGUCAGCCAACAGGCAACACUUGGCUAUGAAAACAUGUGCCACGCGUAUUUAAACUUACGUAGGAGACCGACUGAAUGUAAAUGCUGUAUCCUGGGGUGUUUUUUUUCUCCUUUAAAAUAAAUAAAUCUUGAAACCUGCUGAAGAA